AUGUGGUGGUCCCUGGCGGUCCUCGUGGGCCUGUACUACCUCCUGCGCUGGUACCGGGAGAGACAGGUGGUGAGCCACCUCCAGGACAAGUACGUCUUCAUCAUGGGCUGUGACUCGGGCUUUGGGAACCUGCUGGCCAGGCAGCUGGACCUGCGAGGCUUGAGGGUGCUGGCUGCAUGUCUGACGGAGAAGGGGGCCCAGCAGCUGAGAAGCCAGACAUCAGACAGGCUGGACACGGUGAUCCUGGAUGUCACCAAGACAGAGAGCAUCUUGGCGGCCGCCCAGUGGGUGGAGGAGCGUGUGGGGGACAGAGCACUUCAACAAUACCUCGUGGUUCGCUACAAAAUCGUUUCCUACCUUGUAUCCCCCGCAUUCAGUACACAUCAGGUCUUGGUAAACGGCUUUGUUGUGAGGGAGCUCACCUACUUCGGGGUGAGGGUAGCUGUGAUCGAGCCUGGUUACUUCAGCACUAACGUGACCAACCCUGAGAAGAUUUCCAGGGGCUUCCAGGAGACAUGGGACCGGCUGAGCCCGGAGGUCAGGGAGGCCUAUGGGGAGGAGUUCCUGGCCUCUGGUGAGUGA
Nyctereutes procyonoides (raccoon dog) is the source of this 582-nucleotide messenger RNA. Its product is annotated as retinol dehydrogenase 16-like. The transcript has 3 exons. NCBI's taxonomy places the organism in Eukaryota, Metazoa, Chordata, Mammalia, Carnivora, Canidae. The record is from RefSeq and is a predicted model, not a curated record. Bases 1 to 582 code for a protein of 193 amino acids.